AUGCUCAGCCCACGACACAAAAGACUUCCCAUGGCUACUGAGCGCAAGCAUGUGCAAACUGAUACUAUGAAUUGCCCUGCAGGCAUGCAGUGUUCCGUCACUGCCGCCAUGCUAUGGCUCAGAGUACUCCAUUCGUUGGUAUUAGCUCCGCUUGUCACUGUUAAGGGUGUCUGGAUUCUUCUGCUCCCGCUCGUUGAUGCCGUCCGAGCAGCCCGAGAGGGGCGAGCCGAUGUCGGACUUCUCGAGCUGGAUCACCAUCAUGCCGAGGAGGAGAUGCAUACCAACCUUCAGCAGCAGACGCAUCUGACAAGUCUUGAGCACGUGGCAAACUCUGCGGCUGCUGGAGAGUUGCUGAUAUUCCGAAUGUUGACAGGGCAGCCGAAACAGGACCUCUGGACAAACGGCUUGGCUGGAUACAACGUGAGCCGGACGUUGGAUGCGUACCACAUCAACUCCGCGGGCAAGCUGCACGAGGCGGUCGCUGCAGCGGCCGACACCCGAUGCAUGGGCCGGCUGCUCCUGGACUCAGAGCACAGGUGCCACAAGGCAUUCCCAGUCUACGACCUCAUGCUGACAACGUGCAGCAGUUUGCUCGCAUUGGUCUAUGCCACUUUGGUGGCCAGUGCAGAGGAGAAGUUGGUGGGUGAAUUCGGCCAGGAGGUUCUCGGUUGCCGCUGCGCAGGAGGCAAGACCACCCAUGGAAACUGCGGUUACCACUUUCAUUUCAUGUCCAAUGAGGACAAGCCCUGGUGCCGCACGAAGUUUGGCUGCGGGCACUACUCCAUCAAAGGCAAUUGGGUCUACUGCGACCCUCGGGGAACAGAAAGGCGGCGUGCCGAUGAUGGCAAGCUCUACAAUGCGCUGGAUUUCAAAAAGUUCUACCCCAAGGAUGGAAAGGAGAAGUGGGCCGCCGCGGCUGCCUACGAGGAGACUCGCAUCGCCAGAAAUGGCAAGGCAUACAAGGCGAGCGAGUUCCGGGACUACUACAUUGACUACUUGGGCGAGGACCUGGCUAGCUGUGCAGGUCAAGUCUCAGGCGUGGUAAGCAAUCACUGCCUGCUUGCUGGAAGGAGGGCUGGUUGA
Messenger RNA from Symbiodinium sp. CCMP2456, 1083 nucleotides. The record is from the annotation of a GenBank genome assembly. Lineage: Eukaryota; Dinophyceae; Suessiales; Symbiodiniaceae.